This is a messenger RNA of Galdieria sulphuraria, 1141 nucleotides long. RefSeq lists its product as hypothetical. The record is from RefSeq and is a predicted model, not a curated record. NCBI's taxonomy places the organism in Eukaryota, Rhodophyta, Bangiophyceae, Galdieriales, Galdieriaceae. Gene Ontology annotation, molecular function: protein binding. The transcript has 3 exons. The coding region runs from base 24 to 947 and encodes 307 amino acids.
UGAAAUCCGAAUCCGUUUUAAUCAUGGCUUUCAAUUGGACGUUAUUGCUAACCAAUGGUACUUUGCAACUUGUCAAGUCAGGCACUGGAGAUCGUCCAAGACAAGGCGACAAGUGUCUGGUGCAAUGUAAACUGAUGAAUAAUUUUGUCGAGGAGAAGGACACUGAAGAAAGUGAGCAGUCACUCUUCAAGUUUUGGCUUCCGCUGGGUAGAGGUUUUUAUUCGAGAGACCUGGAACAAAUAGUUUCUGACCUAUAUGUUGGUUCAGAAUGCGUUGUACGAUCGUCGGAUGUUGUUGACCCAAACAAGUCCACCAUUUCUCUACAUUUGAGUUUACUUGAUGUCAUUCGUGGAGAAACAACCUCUGUAGAACAAAACGAAAGUAGUUGUAUUUUAGAAUCAGUUUCUCAGUUGAAGAACGAGGCCAAGCAUUUGAUGAGUAAUCCUUCCGUGCAGUUGGAACAAGUAGAGAAUGCAUUAGACAAAUAUGAAGAAGCUUUCGAUAUGUUGUAUUCUCACGCUACCGCCACAAUGUUGGAAAAACAAUCUUUUCGUGAAGUUAUGGUUGGCUUACGUUGUAAUUUGGCAAUAUGUUACAAUAGACUGUCUAAACCUUAUAUGGCAUGGUUACAUAGUAAUGCUGCUCUUAAUAUGAGACCGAUGGAAGUCAAAGCAGUAUUUCAACGUGCCAAGGCUUAUCUGCAUAUAGGCGACCUGUUUAAUGCCUACAGAGAUAUUCAGAUAUUGGAGUCUUGUAGUUAUUGUGAUGAUAUAGCAGUGAAUCGAUUAAAGGCCCAAGUCGAGCAAGCAAUCGAUCGGCAGUCGAAACAAAAUGACAGAGAGCUUCUAGAAAGUUUUCAAGUUGCUCUCAAUACUCGGUCUUUUGUGAUUCCUUCCCAUCUCAAUAUUAGAGCACAGAAGGAUCGUGUUUGCAACAAGUUUACAUAGAUGACUUGGGAUUCCUUGCUACAACUAUCCCAAGCGAGUUUCAAAUGUAUAGAAUGAUUCGUUGUAGUAACAAUUUGUAAUAGUGUAUUCUACAGGAUAUGACUUCAGACCUUGAAAGAAUCGCGAAUAUCCUAUCAACAGCUUUAUCCUCAUUACCAAAUACAAUUGUACAUUAUAAAGGACUUACAAAAAGC